Lichtheimia ornata is the source of this 864-nucleotide messenger RNA. RefSeq lists its product as uncharacterized. NCBI's taxonomy places the organism in Eukaryota, Fungi, Mucoromycota, Mucoromycetes, Mucorales, Lichtheimiaceae. The record is from RefSeq and is a predicted model, not a curated record. The coding region runs from base 1 to 864 and encodes 287 amino acids. The transcript is spliced from 3 exons.
AUGCUAGCUCAGCGUUUAAUAUUAAUAGUGACCAUUGCUCUUUCACUGUUUUCGACAUUGGCACUUGCCGGCAUUCAGCACUGGCGCUUUCGCAAUUGGAACAAAUAUCACAACGACGAUGCUGGUUGGCGUACAGAAUGGGGUCUACCUAGAUCAGGUGGAUGGUCAUGGCCACGAGGCAAUGGCAAAAAUCAUGCUAUUGUCAAGGACCCUGCAGGUGAUGAUUACGUCUUAAGAGUACGGUAUCCUGCAGGCAGCAGCAACCCUGGGGGUAAAAUACAAGGCGGCAUCGGGUUUUAUGCACAACCUGUAGAAUUGCCAAGGACAGCAAAGUUGGUCGUCUUUCAAUACAAGGUCUACUUCCCAUCCAAUUUCACCUUUGUCAAGGGUGGCAAGCUUCCUGGAUUGUAUGGUGGACACACGGCAUGUUCAGGUGGAAGUAAUUCAAAUUCAUGCUUCUCAACAAGGUUCAUGUGGAGAACCGAUGGUGCUGGCGAAAUCUAUGCAUACCUUCCUGAAGCAGAACAACGUGAAAGCUUGUGUCAAGAAUCCGAUGUCAUUUGCAACCCAAAGUAUGGCUACAGCUUGGGUCGAGGAUCAUGGACAUUUGCUAGAGGAAAAUGGGUCACUGUGCGCCAAACGGUUCGUCUCAAUACACCUGGUGUACGAAACGGCAUGGUACGAGUGGAUGUCAAUCAUCGACACGCCUAUACCGAAAGGCGUCUUGCAUUUGUCUCCAAUGAAACAGGCAAAUUACUCGGCAUCGCAUUCCAUACAUUUUUCGGUGGUAAUGGUGAUGAUUGGGCACCUUCCUCUGAACAACACUCAUACUUCAAGGACUUCCAUAUGUUCGCAUAUUACUAA